Salvelinus namaycush (lake trout) is the source of this 2823-nucleotide messenger RNA. Its product is annotated as leucine-rich repeat flightless-interacting protein 1. The coding region runs from base 148 to 1275 and encodes 375 amino acids. The record is from RefSeq and is a predicted model, not a curated record. NCBI's taxonomy places the organism in Eukaryota, Metazoa, Chordata, Actinopteri, Salmoniformes, Salmonidae. The transcript has 6 exons.
CCUGUUUGUCUCUGUGUUGCCUUUAGGGUUGCCUCCUGAACGUUUUCUGAGUCAAGAUAACUUUCGCAGUUUGUUGACUGCACUCAUUUAAUCUAGUUGUUAAGAACAGUAUUAAUAUUUUUUUGCGUAUCGUAGGCUACUAGAAAAAUGCAUUCCGGGACAUUGGAAAGAGCUGGGUCACCGAGGAAAAGGACGCUUUCUCGGGGAGUGAGCGAGGAUGAGUCACUUCGCAACAUUAUCAAGGAGACGGAGAGUUCGACCAGGCGUCUGACGCACAGUGACAGCAGAGGGGGGACCCUCAAGAGGAGAAGUGGGAGUCAGCAGUCUGAGGAAGAUCAGGAACUGAUGGAACUCCCUGAGAUGAAUGACCUGCAGGCGAGCUACGACGAUGUGUUGCAGGAGCUGCGUGGGCUGGAGCUGCAGCGGGAGACUCUGUUGUUCCAGGUGGACGUUCUGCAGGACGCCCUGGAGGGGGCCGAGGAGAUGCUGGCCGAGGCCCAGAGAGAGGCCAGCCACGCCACCAUGGAGUUGGAGCGAGAGAAAGAGGCUAAGAGGAAGUUGGAGGACAUUGUCAGUUCUCUGAUGCAGGAGGUGGAGAGGCUAAAAGAGGAGAGGAACACCAUAUCAGCAGUCCCAGUGUACACACUUGUCAAGGAGCAGGAGAGGGAAGAUGAGAUGGCUAGACAACAAGCCCAAGAGAUGAAAAUCAAAAAGGAAGCACAGGAACAAAUCAGGGAUGCACCAAGGGAUGAGGACAAUUCUCGCCAAGAUGCGCCUCUCUCUAUUAUCCGAUUGGACAGUGAGAGCCUCGGGCCCAACAACGGGCUAUCAUCUGAGACCAGCACUGGGGGGCUGCUCGCUUCCUUCUUCAAAAAGGGGAGGAGGGAGCAGCCUUCUGACAGUCCGACCCGGCCCUCUCCUCUCCACGUUGCCCGGCUGGUGUCCUCUGAGGACGUAGCAGAUGGGGCACAGGACAGCUUCACCAAGUUCACAAAGAUAGUCAACAAGACCUUUGGGCCGUUGGCACUCGGUAGCCAGACCCCCGGGAGCAAUCAGGAGGAGAACGGGCGUGACCUCUCCCCCGACAGGAACAAUGACACAGACAGCAUCAGCGCCUACGAAGACGCCUGCGCUGACAUGCCUGAGCUGGAAGAGGGUGACGGGCCAAGGCUGCCCCAUGAUGAAGGAUCCCCAGUAGAUGAUGAGGGUGAUCCGUCGAAUGGCAACGAACUCAAGAGCAUCAAAAACCCCAAUGAAUCUUGCAUUCUGUCGUAAGAGCUGCAGAACUGUUGUGCUACGAAGGAUCAAAUCUUCUCUGAGAUCACUGCUCUCGCUCCGUCGCUUUUAUUCGAAGCGACUUACGUGCAUCCUUUUUAUUAUUACGUCUUAUGUUCUUGGACCUUGGUCCAUUUACACCUAUAGAAGGGUAGAGUCAAUAUUGCGAGUUGUCGCAAUGCUACCAGGCAGGGUGGAAUUCCAGUCAUGUCUACAGACAACUCUAAAGCCAAUCUCUCUCCCUCAGCAUGUUUGGCACGACUUGCAAGGUUGCACUUAGGUGCCCCCCCCCCCCCCUGCUGUUCGGGACAAAAGGCAAAUGACCUCCCUCUGUUUCUUAGUGACUGAUAAUCACACAAGACUGUUUGCGUACACUGAACGAUCAGAUAUGUCAGACCUCUUGCAUUCUAAACAGGCAAACUAUGUGAUUUGUAGAUUAAGACGAUUAUAGUUGUUUUUAUGCUCUUAUAAGUUUAGACGCUGGCAAGAUUGUAAUCACAAUAGCAGGCAGCCAAGGAGCUAGCUACUAUAUAUUUGAAUAAUUCCAUUUAUGGGUAUAAAACCAUAAUGUUUUCACUGCCUCACUGGCCUUCACAUGGACAUUUAAUUUGAUCUACAAGAAGGACUUGGUGCCUUUCCUGGCUCACCUUAAUGCAUUUUAUGAAUAUGGAAGAUUAACUUGAAAGAUGUAAUACAUUUACUGAAUUUAAUCUAGCUUUAGUACGAUACUAGCAUGAUUGAAAAAGUAACGACAUUCCAUUUAAUAGUAAAACUUUAAGGAUACCUGAUAAUAAUGUAUAUGUACAGUAACAGUACUGCAUGCUACUUGUCAGGUCAUGUUUGCACAGUUGCAGUGAAACUACUGAAUUGGUAGACCUUACAUGUUAUUUUGUAUCUGGCAUUGCUGGACAAUGUAUCUUUUGUUUUUCUUCUCUCUACCCAUAACCAUUAACACAAUCUGAGGAUAAUCUUUUGACUUGGAAAGAGUUACAUAAACAUAGCUACCUAUUAAUCUUCUUAGGAGAUUGUUGCAUAGUCCCAAAGGCACCUUGUUCCCUUUUUAGUGCAUGACUUUUGACCAGGGCAAUAUAAACGGAAUAGGGUGUAAUUUGGGACGCAUCCUUUAUCAACAUUCCUGUCCAUGUUUGACACUAGCGAGGUCAAAUGGAAUGGAUCUGUUUUCCAAUCCUUACCUUGUUGAACAUUUUCAACAGAUACUGCGUUUGAAAUGAACUUGGGGGCAAAACUUACAAUGCCUUCAACACUAGGUUUUGUGUGUUAGACUUUGUGUAUCUCAAGUCAGAAUGCAGCUCUUAGUAGUAGGGGUUAAAUGGAUGUCAAGUUCGAAAGCACACUGAAACACACUGAAAUAAUUCCUAAAUUUGAUACUUGUGAUUUGUGUUUUCUAUGCUGUUUCUAUUGCCUGAAUUUCUGUUUCUGCGGGAGAUAGUCUUCAGAAAGUAUUCACACACCUUGACUUUUUCCACAUUUGUUGUUACAAAGUGGAAUGGAUUUAAUUGUCAUUUAUGUUAACGAUCUACACAAAAU